Messenger RNA from Oncorhynchus gorbuscha (pink salmon), 2096 nucleotides. Its product is annotated as galectin-3-like. Gene Ontology annotation, molecular function: carbohydrate binding; laminin binding; IgE binding. Gene Ontology annotation, biological process: negative regulation of endocytosis; positive chemotaxis; eosinophil chemotaxis. Bases 96 to 1076 code for a protein of 326 amino acids. Gene Ontology annotation, cellular component: immunological synapse; nucleus. The record is from RefSeq and is a predicted model, not a curated record. The transcript has 6 exons. NCBI's taxonomy places the organism in Eukaryota, Metazoa, Chordata, Actinopteri, Salmoniformes, Salmonidae.
UUCCUGCUCGAGCUGUCUAGCUGUCACCUCAACAACACAGCAACAACCUGGUUCUACAGUGUUACAUCUGAGGAGACCAGUGAAUAACAGAUACUAUGGAACUCUCUGAUGCUCUGUGUGGCUGUUCGUCCUCUGGUUCUACCCCCCAGGGAAGCAACAGCAUCUGGCCCAGCCAGAACCAAACAGGGGGUCCUGCCUGGCCGGCACAGCCCACCCAGCCCCCAUCUUGCUGGCCUGGGCAACCCAACACCCCCUGCUGGCCUGGGCCACAACCAUCCCAACCAGCCCCAGCUUCAGCCCAAAACUGGCCUGGUCCCCAACCACAACCGCCCCAACCAGCCCCAUCCCAUCCCUGCCAGCCAUGCUGGCCUGGACCCCAGCCUCCCCAAUUCCAGCCCCAGCCUCCCCAACCCCAGCCGCAGCCCCAACCUCAGCCUGCACCCCAGCCUUUUCAACCUACAGCUUCAGCCCCGGCUUCUUCCCAAGUCCCCAGCCAGCCUAGUGCCUCAAGGUGGCCGGUUACCCAAGGCCUUAUCCCAGGUGUUAACCCAGGGUCUGGAUGGCCUUUCAGCCCUGGUCAGUCUGGUUGGCCUGGUCAGAAUCCAGGUGGCUUUACACCUGCUCCACAGUGGACUCCAACGCCAGCUGGACAUCUGAGCGUGCCCUACAACCUGAACCUACAAAGGGGCAUCUACGACAAGAUGAUGAUCACCAUCAUGGGCCGGGUCAAACCAAAUGCUAAGCAGUUCACAGUGAACUUUGUGCGAGGUAAUGACAUUGCCUUCCACCUCAACCCUCGGUUCAACGAUGGGGGCAAGCAGGCAGUGGUGAGGAACACCAUGGUGGGAGAGAGCUGGGGGAAGGAGGAGAGGCACACACAGGGAGGCUUCCCCUUCAUGGCUGGACAGUCCUUUGAGAUGAAGAUUCUGGUUACGUUUGAGGAGUUCAAGGUGGCUGUGAACGGAGCUCAGCUGUUUGAGUUCAAACACCGCGUCAGAGAACUCAACCAGAUCGAUCGCAUCAACAUCCUCCAUGAUGUCAUCCUCACCUACGUCAACAUAGACACAAUACCAUGACAUCCACACCCAUGACAUCACUAUACAGCAUAUAACACCCAGCAUGUGCUAAAUACAUACAAUUAAUUAUUUGCACCUGUUUCAUCAUGAUGAUGAUGAUGAUGAUGAUGAUAAUGAGCUGUGUUCAUUCUGUGGUGCACACACAGUACUGCGUUAAUGCCCACUAACUCUGUCCAUGUGCAAAUAUACGUGAUCUUAGGACAACAACAAAAAACUUCUGCAAUGUUCUUUACUGCGACACGUUGCUUUCAUCAAGAGAAAAGUAAACUGUUUCCAGCAAUCAGCAAAUAUAAGCGCACAAAAUUGUUAGCGGCUCUAUCCGUUCCAAAUCAUGCAUAAUAUAAGGAAAGAGCUAAGCAACGGGGACCGUCUAUUUUAAAAUGCUUUUUUAAACUCAUCAUCUCCAACAUUGUGAGUAUCCAUUACAGAGCUUUGCUUUGGUGUAGUUUGAGGCCUGUCCAUUCACAACAGUUGUGUUCUUCUGAAUUCCCUCUCCCUGAUGUCUGUUGGGGAUUCUUUUUCUGCUUGCCAAUGCAAAGUCUACAAACCUACCGUGUAAAAGCAGACCGACCUACGUAUUGAAUACAUGGGAAGAAUCCUGCACAACGUGCAUAUUCUGCAUUUAAUUUCUGAUCGUGAACAAGUAUAUGAUUCGAUGUGUAUGAAAAUGAUUGGUGACAUAUGAGUAAUUUACCAUAAUUUGUAAACCUUUUGAUAGUUUAAUUUCCAAUUUUGAUUGUUUAGUGACCGCAAAGACGUUAAUGAAAGGAUUAAGUGGGAUAUUUUUCAAGGCAUACCUCUCGUCAGCUUGACUCUAGAGAUAUGCAUGUAUAGUUUUUAUUACUCUUUAUGCAGGCAGUUAUGUUCUUUUGAUUUAUUUGAUGUUUUGAGAAGGCAACUACAUUUUCAAAAUGCAUUUACUGUUUUGAAAAAGGCCACAGAGUUCUGAGACUUGUGUACACUGAAUAUUUUCCAGAUAAAAUACAGCUGGCAAUAUAUAGUUUUUCUCAAUUUCUGGAA